AUCCUGCGUCGUGAUUGGCCGAAGCCCUUGGCAAUCAUUUGACGUUGUACCGCCUUAUUUCUUGACAUGACGUUUUACAGGAACAUGGCGCUCUGGGGGAGAGGUGUAUCCUGAUAGUCAGGGCUGUUUAUCAAUUUUACUGUAGCCAUGUUCGUUUAAAUACCGUCAGAGUGCACACGCCAAAUAUGAACGGCCGCGAAAGGUGAACGCUCCCCUCAUCUCCAUGGACACCGGAACACCACAUUCCGCAGCUGGGUUUGCUGUCGUCAGCUGAAACUGUUAGCAUCGGCAUGCUAGCCGGAGCUAGUUAGCCGGGGGAAUAGCUUAGCCGCUAAGAAAUAUGCUAUUCUUAUGUAGCCUACAUAGACGUUAGGCUGGGUGUCAAUGAUUAAAACACAUUAUUCAGCGUCAAACCAACGACCCGCUUAAGACGACGAUUUCAAUUUGCGAAGAUUUCCGUGGCUCAGCCAGGAGGAUGGAGAGCCGCCAUGGAUCUGUUUUGUUGCUGGCCAGUGCGAUGUUUCUGUCGGCGCCGUGGCUGUCUGAAGGUGCCCCUCUUCAGCAUCACUUAAGAACAGGUGGAAGCACAGGGGACACUUUGUCUGUUUCUCUCUACCUGUCCCUGGUGGUGUCAUUGACGGUCCUUGUGGCCUUGGUGGUGUUGCUAGUGAACUGUGUGACCUGCUGCAAGGAGAGGGAGAUCAACUUCAAGGAGUUUGAAGACCACUUUGACGAUGAGAUCGACUUCACCCCGCCAGCAGAGGACACGCCCUCUAUGCAGUCCCCAGCCGAGGUGUACACCCUCGCUGUCUCCCCCGUGGCCCUGCCCGGACCCCCACACCUUGAACCUCCCGCCCGAAUCUCAGAGGGAUCCACAGGAGCCCAGGUAGCACGUCACAGCCUGAGUUACAUCCAGGAGAUCGGCAACGGGUGGUUUGGCCAGGUUCUUCUGAGUGAGAUCUACACAGACCCAGGUGGAGCCAGGGUGGUGGUGAAGGAGUUGAAAGCCAAUGCAAGUGCCAAGGAGCAGAACGACUUCCUGCAGCAGGGCGACCCGUACAGAGUGCUGCAGCACCCAAACAUCCUCCAGUGCCUCGGACAGUGCGUCGAGGCCAUUCCCUUCCUGCUUGUGUUUGAGUACUGUGAAAUGGGAGAUUUGCGGGGCUAUCUGUCUCAGCAGGAUUGGCCGUUCAGAAACGCUGAGUUGCUGCAGCUGCAGAGGAUGGCCUGUGAGAUCGCUGCCGGUGUCACUCACCUUCACAAACACAACUUCCUGCACAGUGAUUUGGCUCUGAGGAACUGCUACCUGACUGGGGAUCUUACAGUCAAAGUGGGAGACUAUGGAAUUGGACCCUACAGAUACAAAGAGGAUUACAUCAUCACAGAGGAUGAUGUGUUUGCACCCCUGCGCUGGUUGGCCCCUGAGCUGGUGGGUGAACGUCAUGGGGGUGUGAUUACUAUGGAGCAAACCAAGCCCAGCAAUGUGUGGGCCUUGGGGGUCACUUUGUGGGAACUCUUUGAAAAUGCUGCUCAGCCAUAUCCACAUCUUUCUGACCGCGAGGUUCUCAAUCACGUGAUCAAGGAGCAACAAGUCAAGCUUUUCAAGCCUCAACUGGAGCUUCCUUAUUCUGACAGAUGGUUUGAGGUCUUGCAGUUCUGUUGGCUGUCUCCUGACAAACGGGCCACAGCAGAGGAAGUGCACCGUUUGCUCAUUUAUCUGCGCAUGCAAGGCCAAAAGGACAUAGAGGAAGACUUUGAGCAACGCUGGGAUGCACUGAAGCCUAACCCAUCCACACGGCAGACCACUAUUAGCCACUCCUCUUUCCCAAUCUUGGAACAGUUUGCUGACGAUGCCCUGCGCCAAGAGAUAGAUGAAGUUCUUACCGUCACUGAAACAAGCAAAGGACUCAGCUUUGAGUACGUUUGGGAGGCAGCCAAGCACGACCACUAUGAUGGUAACCACGGACGUUCAGGCAUUGACACAACGUUGAACUACCACAGCAUGUUCUUUCCUGUUUCCAGGGAAGACAUCCAGGCCCACUUCCCUGAUCCUUUAACCAGAGCAGCAGGGGCAGAAGGUCGUAAUACUCCUUCAGGAAUUCCUGGGAUUGUACCAGUGUUUGAUGCUCAAAAGCCAUCUAAUGGGAAUGAGUAUUAUAUACAACUAGAAGAACAAGGGGAGAGCACAAUUGGAGAAGAUGGAAGUAGAGGACAGGACAUGGGCUUUGGUUCAAGCCGGCAAGACUUUGUUGUUCUCCAAGAUGUCCGUCUGGAUGAGUCCAGCACAGACGCUGACUUUUUCCACCAAAGUAUUGACUCAAAGGACUCGUAUUUACCAGACAGCCACAUCUGGUCAUCCCUUGAAAAUGACAGUCCAUACCACACCAACAUUUUCACUGACAAUGGGUCAAAGCAAGAGGACUCUCCUUCCUGGAGACAGGGUUUUAUGGAGCUUCCGGAGCGCAAUGGCAACCCUUUCCAUGAAAGUGCAUCUUUGGAGGUCCAAGGGGUCAACGCCAGUCAAAUCUACGGGGAUUCUUUUUUAGGUGAGGCCAGUCACUCGCCAGUUCCUGUAGAAGUGGAAGGACAGAAUGCAGAUGGGAACAGUCUUCUGAGUUCUGAGCAACUAGUUGAUAACUUUGUGUUCCUCAAAGACCAGCACCUGAUGAAUGAGGGGUCUAGUUUCUUAACUGCGCAGCAGAAUUUUCUUUCACCUGGUUUGGUCCAUGAGCCAGAAGACUCGUUCAAAAUGAAUUCUUGGGACAAGCUUGAUACCUUAGGCAGCUUAAACACUGCAGAUACUUAUUUAAAACCUGCAGAAAGUAGCACAUUGUCAAAACACGAACUCUUAGACUCGCCAAGUCCUAGCUUGGGAGAGUUAUGUCAGUCUCCGGGAGAAAAUGAAACACUGGUGCCUUCCAUCACAGUGGUCGCAGAAGAUAACACGAGCAACCAGCUGACAACUAGGAAUAGUUCUUCCACUGAGAACCUUGGUCUGCUGCAAUCCUCAGACAGAGGUGUAGACUCCGGUUUUGAUUCUACCUCGGAAAGGAUUGACGUUAGCAUUAGUAAAGCUGAUGGAGACACCACUGCAUUUUCUGACGGUGCCACUAUGGACUCAUGGUGCACAGAUGCCAAAAUUCCCAGCAUUGAAGAUGACCUCGGAACUUCUAAGGAUAGCACUCACCCCGCGGAGAGUAUAACGUCUGAAACGUUAUCUCCAGGUAACGGACACAAUGACGACCUAACGAGCAAUGAUCUGCUGAGUGAGCUGAUUGAGGAUGCAGAUAUAGAACUAGAAACCACCCUGUCUGAUCACGAAGAAUCGUUCAUGGAUACUAAUGGACCUCCACUUGUUAGAUCUUCUCUUUUGGUCUCCGGUCCAUCCUUGGACCAGAUCAGCCAGGACAGCUUACUGGAAGACAGCAUGUCCACCACCGUUCCAACAGUAGACAAUUCAGCUGAGACACCAGACUCUUUAGACUCUCUCGACAUACACCGACUCGGAGAACACGGAGAAGACGUGAAUGCUCAAAUAGCCCAACACAAACUCCAGCCUCCAUACAAAAUAUCUGACAGCGGGUAUGAGACCGAGAACCUGGAGUCCCCUGAGUGGAACUCGCAGCCAAAUGUCCAAGACUGCUCCCCUGUUAAAAACGGCACGAAUGUCACCAAAGAUCAAGAAGAGACGGACGAGCUGUCGGCCGCGGCCAAUCUGGUUCCACCGAAAAUCAUCAUCUCUGAAGUAGAAGGUGCACUGGAAAAUCACAACAGGGAACCCAGUGAGGACCAGCAACCAGAGGACGCGGCUCCGGCCGAGGAACCGUUUAUGGGCAGCAAUUACAGAGACUCUGCCUACUUCUCUGACAAUGAAUCAGAAGUUGAUAAGAAGGCUGAGGAAACACCACCUUCUGUUGAAGUGACGUGGCUGAAGGACGCUACUGAAAACGUUAGUGGGGUAACAGGAGGUCCAACGCGGGAAGUUUCCAAGGAGAUGGAUAUUGAGUCUUUAUUUUCUCUGCAAGAAUCUUCAGAAGCACAGGCUGAAGUCAGACCAACACCUGGUGCUCAUGUUGCGGACGCACCUCAAGAGGCUCAUUCAGCCAUCGCAGAGAAAUGUGAGAGCGAGUCCACCGAGAGCCGUAAUGAUGAAGGAGAUAAGUCUGAGCUUUUUAAGAACACGGUGUUUCCUGAUCAGCUGAGCUCAGCAGAAGAUCCAGAGACCUCAGAGCUUCCUACCGCCGCCGCAUCAAAGCCAGAGAACGCAGUCCACGCUAAACUAGUCCGAACGUACGCCAGCGAUGGCCAUAAAAUAAGAGAGCCGGACGUGGAGGGGCGCUUCCUGGGGAGGAGGGACGGCUCGGCACUGGACGGCCAGGAAGACGGCGUGGAUGCGGACGAGGAGGACGAAAACAGCGACGACUCCGAUGACGACAUUCGCGCGUAUCAGCUGCACAGCUCCAGCGAGGACAGCGAGGACGAGGUUGUGCACCCGGUGCCGCUCAUCGUCUCGGAUGACACGAGCGCAAAGAACCUGAAGAGCUUGUUGAAACCCACAAACCUGAACAUGGAGGAAUUGUCUUCACCGUUUUCUGGGAGGGGCAAUCCAGACAACUCCAGAAGAGCUGUGUCUUUCUUCGACGACGUCACGGUCUACCUGUUCGACCAGGAGACUCCCACCAAGGAACUGGGCGACCAUGGCUCAGCUCCAGACAGUCAGGUGCCGGAGUACAGUAGCCGCGUUCCCACUUCCAGCUACCUGAACCGCUUCGCCAACUCUGAGAGCUCAACAGAUGAAGAAGGCGGUGGAUUUGAGUGGGACGACGACUUCUCCUCCCCUGCAGCUUCCUUCCUGUCCAAGAGGGACAAAGAGCUCACACCUAAGCCGGCGUCCUCCUCUCCCGCGUCCAGCUUUUCCUCUCCGACCCCGGCAGUAGCGCGCGCGCUGGAGACCAGCUGGAGCAGCUCCUCCAACUACUCCCGUUUCUCCAUCUCACCGGCCAGUAUCGCUAGCUUCUCGCUUACGCAUCUCACUGACUCUGACAUCGAGCAAGGAGGAAGCAGCGAGGACGGAGAAAAAGACUAGCGUGGCACGCGAAGGCGUCCUUCACCAACCCCACGAUUGAGAAAUGAAGCCGCGCUCACGAUUGUUUGGGAAGGAACGUCGGGUGUGCGGACGGCAAACUGCGGCUGCUUCUCUCAGGCAGGACUGCUCCCCGUGGCGAAUGAGACGGGGACGAAUGAGGCCCCCCGUCCCCGGUCCGAGCCCCCAACGCCUCUCAAACCCACCCACCGACGCGUGGGUCAUUUUUAAGUUCAGUGCAAUUAAAAUUCGGAAACGAACGAGAGCGGCCGCGGCCCCUGGAUGCUUUAAAGACUCGUCGCGCGCAUUCCAGGUGUUCGACCCAUCUCCUUUUUUCCAGGAUGUUUGCCUCGACCCUUCCUCCCCCUAAAAAAACAAAAAACAAAAAAAAAAACGGUUUAUUAAUGAAUUCAACACACUAAGAGGGCAAACGUAUCACUACAGCCAAACAGGAAUAAGCUCUUUGAUUCAUCAAACCUAAAACUGAAAAUCUUUGCAGUUUUUUUUUUUUUUUUUUUUUUGCUCCAUGUUGUGCGAUUAUUUCUGUGGUUGCCUUCUUUGGAAGAUUUUUUUUUUUUUUCUUUCGCGUAACUUCUUGCUGUGUGAUGUGUUUAAUCCUAAUCUCCUAAUCGGAGAGAAACUAUGUGCUGUAGCAGCUUUUGGAUAAAUUGUGACUAUGGCACCAUCCAUACAUAGGAUGUUUGGAAAACUAACGAUCCCUCAUCUACGGAGGUGUCACUCUCCACAUCUUCCUUUAUUUAUGCGUGAAAGGAACAUUCACGACGGCCUCGAGACAUCUUAUUAAAGAUGGCGGGUGUUAAUCUGACAAGGGUUGUUAUAUCAGUCCUCACGUGGGCGACUCGACUGUAAGACAGUUGUGAGGAAAAACCUAGCUAUUGCUUUUUGUAAACAUUUUAUCCUCUGAAAACGUGCGGGAGGCUGCUGGGACGGUUUGACGUCAGCCACUCGUCACCGGGUCUCGUGAGAGCACAGCUGAUUCUCUACAGGGAGCCGCAAACACCUCCAUUCGCUACCACUAAGGAAUUAUUAUUUUUUUUUCUUUCUGUAAAGAUUUUAUUUAAAAAAUAAAUUAAAAAAAACGUCACGACGAUGACGAAGGAUAUGCCAGGAGUCGUGGGUAAAAAGAAACGUGCAAUUAAUUCCAUUAAUCGGUUCGGUUCAUGGGACGGCCCGCGGUCGCCGGCGGCAACGCGGGGGUCGGCCUCGCAAAAACUCACUACAAGAACAAAAAAAAAAAAAAAAAAUGCUGCUUUUUUUUUUUUUAAGUGUCAUGGACAGAGUUGUUUGCCUUUUUUUAUUUUGUGUCAAAUUUAAUCAUCCACUUAGUUCAGAAGGCAUUUUUCCCCCUCCCCCCUCUUAAACGACCCCCGUCUGAUUGAUAUGGAGGUUUCCAUUGACGCACCGUAUCAUUUGUAGGCCGUACGUCGCCCCCGUGGCUGCAGGAGGUCGGUUUGAGACGUCUUUAAUAUGCUUUUCCUCCCGAUGUACAGAAACCACUCACAUUAAACUGUAGCUUAUACAGUUCUUUACUUUUAAAAAAUAUUUUGUCACAGACGAGCAGAAGAACCGCUGCACCUCACCCGUAGUAGACGUCCACCUCACCUGCCCCCCCCUCACAGAACGCACUGCACCUCUGUUAACCUCUGUUAAAAAAAAAAAAACCAGCAGCCUGUGCUUCAGUUAAACUUGAACAUCUAUUUAAGGAAAUCUUGUUUUAUUUGACUACAGUAUACAUUUGCUUAAUCUUGCACAUUUGAGAGACGUAACUUAAUGUUUGAACUGUACUGAUGUAUAUAAAUGUUAAUUUUUUUUUUCUUCGUCUGUAAAUGGGAAACGAUGUAACUGAGUUAUAGGUAUGAGGUUUCAUUUUGUAACUUAAAUCAGAGGAACAUAUCACUGUCGUUGACUAAAAGCGGUUAAAUUAAGACACACGGAGCAGAUGUGAGUUCAUUCUGUCCUUUAAAAACUUGUAGAUUUAAAAAAGCAAAUAUUUUUACUUGAUAUUGAUCAUGCUUAGUGUAAUUGAAUGAAAUGUUUAUAAUUACACUGUUUAAUAUGAAAAUAAAUGCAAAUGAACUUCUA
Messenger RNA from Mugil cephalus (flathead mullet), 7186 nucleotides. RefSeq names its product lemur tyrosine kinase 2 (gene lmtk2). Bases 476 to 5086 code for a protein of 1536 amino acids. Gene Ontology annotation, molecular function: ATP binding; protein kinase activity. The transcript is spliced from 14 exons. Gene Ontology annotation, biological process: protein phosphorylation. The record is from RefSeq and is a predicted model, not a curated record. Lineage: Eukaryota; Metazoa; Chordata; Actinopteri; Mugiliformes; Mugilidae.